This is a messenger RNA of Hippoglossus stenolepis (Pacific halibut), 1561 nucleotides long. RefSeq names its product retinaldehyde binding protein 1b (gene rlbp1b). The coding region runs from base 151 to 1074 and encodes 307 amino acids. The transcript has 8 exons. Gene Ontology annotation, cellular component: membrane. Gene Ontology annotation, molecular function: phosphatidylinositol bisphosphate binding. NCBI's taxonomy places the organism in Eukaryota, Metazoa, Chordata, Actinopteri, Pleuronectiformes, Pleuronectidae. The record is from RefSeq and is a predicted model, not a curated record.
AAUUUGUUAGGUGUAAUCUGGUGUGACGCCACUAAUCCCACAGCUACAAAACACCGGUCCCCUGCACCCUGCUCUACGCAGACCGCUGCAACCUCCUGCCAGCAACUUCACAUCUGCCUCAGUACAAAGCUGAUUUAAAGAGCCGAGGACAUGGCUGUGGUUAGUGGAACUUACCGUAUGGUGUCGGAGGAGGAGCAGGCUCUCAGGGCUAAGCUGGAGCGUCUCACCGUCAAGGACCACGGGCCAGUGUUUGGAUCCUGUGCCAGUCUGCCAGACCACACUAAGCAGAAGGCAAAGGAUGAGCUGAACGAGACAGAUGAGAAGCGGGUGUCUGCGGUGAAGGAGCUGCGAGGAAUGAUAAAGGAAAAGGCGGACGCAGGUGAUGAUCUGGCCAAGGGGGUGCAGAACACCUUCGGGGAGAAACCCGACACUUUGCUGGUCCGCUUCAUCCGCGCCAGGAAGUACGAUGUGCCCAGAGCCUUCGAACUUAUGAAGGGCUACGUGCGAUUCAGGAAGGAUUACCCUGAGCUGUUUGAGAAUCUGACCCCGGAGGCCGUACGCAGCACCAUCGAGGCCGGCUACCCUGGCAUCCUGCAGAGCAGAGACAAGUACGGCCGUGUGGUUUUGCUCUUCAACAUCGAGAACUGGGACUACGAGGAGAUCACUUUCGAUGAGAUCCUUCGUGCUUACUGUGUGAUCCUGGAGAAGCUGCUGGAGAACGAAGAGACUCAGAUCAACGGGUUCUGCAUCAUCGAGAACUUCAAGGGCUUCACUAUGCAGCAGGCGUCAGGAAUCAAACCCACCGAGCUCAAAAAGAUGGUGGACAUGUUGCAGGAUUCAUUCCCUGCCCGUUUCAAAGCUGUGCACUUCAUCCACCAGCCCUGGUACUUCACCACCACCUACAACGUGGUCAAACCUCUCAUGAAGAGCAAGCUGCUAGAGAGAGUGUUCGUCCAUGGAGACGAGCUGGAAAACUACUACAAGGAGUUUGACGCGGACAUCCUGCCGUCUGAGUUUGACGGAAAAGGCGCCAAGUACGACGGCAAGGCCACAGCGGCCAAGCUGUUUGACUAAACAUCCUCCAUCCAUCAUUAAGAUAUUGCAAACUCCCAUAGACUGUGGAGACUCAAAUUCUAGCUGUGUGGUUGUAGAGAAAAAAAGAUAUGAAUGAAAUUGAAUUGUUUGCCAGAGGUCCUGCCAAAGCACAAGAACAGAGGAACAAGGUGGCCUCUCUUACUCUCACCCUUCAGUCAUUACUCCACUCUACAGUAUUCUGUAUAUUCUAUAUCUGUUAUCAGCAGCAUUGAGCAGCAUACUGAGACGCUGUUUCUUGCUCCUCUGUGAAGUUGUGCUUUGUUCAGACUGUAGCUCAUCCACACAGCUUGUUGUGACACUGGCAGGCCCCAGAUUACUCAGUUUCCACUCUCCACUCCCCCCAGUCUCUCCUUGAAAGCUGAUAUUCCAACUUUUAGGUUGUUCUUCAAUAUGAGUAUUAUCAAGUUUUACCCCUUGCACCAAUAAGAAUGUUAAUAAAUGUACAAUAAACUGUAUAUAAAUAUAA